Messenger RNA from Porites evermanni, 20019 nucleotides. Lineage: Eukaryota; Metazoa; Cnidaria; Anthozoa; Scleractinia; Poritidae. The record is from the annotation of a GenBank genome assembly.
AUGCUCCACAAGCCGAGGUGGUUUUAACAUUUGAGUGUAAGGAUACAAAAACUCAAAUGUUAGUUUUUAACAAGAAAGGUUAUUGAAUCUCGAUUCCCUUCAGUCCUGUAUUGUAUGCUAGUGUUUCAUAUAUUAUUCCCUCACAACGUGGCCAGUAGUUUUGGUGUUUGCAUCCUAGAUGAUUUUUCAACCAUCGCAUAUACAUUUGUCCCUUAAUGUCAUGUAAGGGAAAUAUAGUUCCACCUUUUAGAAAGCCUGCAUGAAUUAUGAGAUAAUUUGAAAUAGCAGAAAGUUCCCUCAAAAGACUUCAACUGAAAUAACUUGAGAUACAACGAAAUGCUGAAAAAGUUCAACGUAAUAACGACUGAUGUGACCAAACCUUUUGUAGCGCAAAAUUUAUAAAACUAACACUCGAACCAAGAAGAAUUAAACCUUACAUCUUCUAAUUAAAUGCAUCAGAGAAACCGAAGCAAUUUUUUUUUGAAAUGAAAAAUAAAUAAGUGCUUUAAAUAAAUAACUCAAAAAUGCCCGGAAGAAUUAGGCGGAUCAAGGUGUUGACUUCAUUUUUUCCACUUUAAGUUUUAAUUUCAGAAAAAAUUAUACGUAUUUCACCGAAGAGAAGAAUUGAUACGACAAACUUAGUGGUGAGUUGGGAAAUAGACAGAUAUUUGCUCAUAUUUUUACACCUAUGUAUGGCCGGAUACGGGCUUUGAUUCACAAAAAAAAACAAAGGACGGCACCAUCGAGAAUGGGCAGACCAAUUUUAAAGGAAGUAAAAAUUAAAUAACCGAGAUGAUCACAUUCAUUUCAAGAACUGACAGGUAGGACAAAUUAAACCUACUAAGAAUCAAAGUUUUCGUGUCUCCUGACGCGAUAAUUUAUUGUUAUUAUCUUCUUUAUAAUUUUUAUUUAGCCGAAAUAACUAAUACAGUCAACUGUAGCCAUAGUCUCUGCAUGCCUUGUGGGCGGUUUGUGGUUUAAAAAACUUUAAGCGACGUUGGGCUCGCCAGAGCGGCUCUUCCUGGAGUUUAUUCUCGAAACAGUCGCUUCUUUAUUCACAAGUUGUAGAAUCCUGCAUUUAGAGAAUUUUUUGAUUAACGAGAGAAGAGCUCAUAAGUUUCAGAAAAAUCCCUAUGCCAAAAUAAAAAUUAAUAUUUUCAUUAAAUCAAAGAGAGGCAUCUUUGGAACAUCGUUUUAUCAUCCAUUAGGAAGAUCACCCUUCUAGUACUACGGCUUAAAGACAAUUAAACGAAAUAAAUUUUUAUAAUUAACCUUAAAUCACUCACCUUUAAGGGUGUUUUUUUUCCAUUUCACCGCAUUACACAUGCGCAAUAAAGGUAAAAAUGGAUAAUGAUGUCCAAAGAGCGACUUAAAGUCGUUAACUAAAAGAAAAACGCCUCUGCAAUAUCUCAUUACCGGGUAUAUAUGAUCGUUAAAGGAUCUUUAAAAACAACAAUUACAGGCCUGCUUCAUCCGGAAACUUAGGGGGUAAAUUGUCUUAGUUUUACCACCCUUUUUCUUUAGAAUCACCCGACAUAAAUGUUGGAUUUUUGUCUUUUCUGUUGACAAAAUAGACUAUACUCGUUGCCUUUUUAAUUUUGUUAAGGUUUAGUACUAAAGAAAAGUGGAAAUUUUAUGAAAAAAAUCAAGUUUCAAUUGUAAUAAAGAAAAAAGAAAUAAAUUACUUUAAAAGCAGGCAAAUGGUUAUAAUUGCAAGAAAUGCGAAUAAUAUAUUAACAAAUAAUCUAUGAUUGAUUUGACCGAAAAUAAACGUCUGGUCUCUCAUGCUCCAACGGCUAUGUUGUAAUUACAGCUCUACAAAUUUUUCUUAUUUGCGAUGAUAUAACUUAAAUGUUAGUGAACUGAAACUAUAAAAGUUUGGAGACAAUUGACUGACUUAGAAUUUUCUUAUUGUUACUCAGUUUUCCGUAUACCAGUGGCUCUGUUUCUGUUUCUUUUUCUUUUAUUUUACAUUUCAUCCUCAUUUCCACAGAAGCUGCCAAAGGAAACAAUCUAUAAAGGACACAAUUUACUGUUUUUUAAUUUAUACGGCACAAGUAAAGCUUAGGCAUAUAAAGCGUAAAUAAAGCGUUUUUACUAACGCAACCAGCAUCUCUGCAAAUUUAUUGGAACAAAAGAAAACGUUGACAUAGGAAGAGAGUUCAACUCCCACAGGACUGGUUUAAGAACGACACCAAUAUGGCCACCGUGACGUCAAGUAAAAACACUCUAUGGAGACAAAACAUAUAAAAGGGGUCUUUUUUUACGACCUUUUUUGGAUCCUACCUGCUAUUUGAAAUUAUUUCUUAGAUUGUCUCGGAAGCCAACUUUAAGUCAGGUCUACUGAUUGUAACGAUUUAACACUUAUGAAAGCGCGGGAGCAGGACGUGGUUCUAGAACUAUGUACUGCGGUAUAGCAGCCGUGCGGUAUAGAUAGUAGCUUUGUUUUGAUUUUGCCAACGAAAUGAGCUGCAGCCGAGAGACAUUCACCAACAUCAUUGAGCUAUUAUAAGCAAAACAAGACAAUUUAUAAGCACUGCAAUUAAUAUCUAUAACCUCGGAAAAAAUUCUUGAGACAGUUCCGAUUUCGUCGUGCGAUAUACUACAAUGUGAUCAAACCUAGAACAAAGUCGCCCCCUCCCCACCCCCCAUUUAAUGUUGUUGGAAGAGGGGAGACGUCGGUGGAGGACGGCAUUUAUUUUGUGAUAGUUUUAUUUCGUAAGGGUGAAAGGAAAAAAGUAGGUAUCUUUCAAAGUUGGUUCUCCAAGAAUUUCGACCGAAUUUGUAGUUAGAAAUAUUAUAAUUGCAUUUAAAAAGGUUCUCCCCAAUCAAAAGAGUGGCAUGAUAAGUGGGACGUACGUCACAAAUAGUUAAAUAGCCAUGGCCCCUCACGGUUCAAAGCUCAAACUCCCCGCUUUCUUUCGGGAAAUUCAGUACUUAAAACAAAGCAGAAAAACCUGAUCUUAAAGCAUAGCUAGGGACCAGGCACCUAACCGCUUAACGCUCGUGUUACGUUUUGAAAAGGGGUUGGAAAGGAUUAGCCCAGGGAUCUAGGCCCGAGGGGGGGGGGGAAACUUAACAAAUGCUUAUACGGGGAAGCUCUGCCCCAAGGUCCAACCCCUUACUCUUUAAUAUACCAAUUUUCACGAAAAAGGUACCUCUUUUGUAUACCUUCUAUUGAAAAAUGGCACCCCUUUCACAUACCUUGUUUAGAACUUUGCAUCCCUUUUAACUGCGCGCUGUAAAUGCACUGUUUUUUAAAUAGGAAUCAAUCACAAAAAUAGAACGUUUUCUCGACUUUAAAAAGCCAUAAAAUUUAUUUGUUAGUCCUGUGGGCCUAUUUAAAGACCCAAAUGACCGAUUUCCCUACCCUUUUAUAUACUUCAACUAGUGAAACCCCUACCCUUUCAUAUACCUGAAGCCUGAAAAAGAUACCCCUUUCGGGUGGAGCCUCCCUGUAUAGGCCAUCAUAGGGAGUAUCCCCCGGGGUCUAGGUUGCCGUUAAGGUUGGCUUUUCGAGGAAGGGGGAGGUGGGGACGGAGGGGUGGAGAUGAAGCGAAUCCUGUGUUCUGAUUGGCUACCCGUGCGCGGGUGAACAAGCUUGUUCGGUCAAGAUAACUUCGGGGUAAUUGGCAGUCUUGACACGCAUAUCUUUUGCCUUUUCUGUGUAAAUUUUGUUUCAGCCAGGUGAGCGAGAUUUUUCCGAAGUAAGAAGUUUCAACUGGCCUGACUCUUAUGCUAAUUGUGUACUAAAAACCCAAGAACUAUCCAAGUGGCACAACACACAUCUGACUUUCCUGUUUUUCCAAAUUUACCCAAACAUUGUUUUUCCUGAUUUCCUGAUCACAUUUUUUUGCGUGUAAAUUAUCCUGAGGAACGCCUCUUUGACAGCUUGUUUUCACCCCAUAACAGACCUCGCCCUGGUGCCCAUCUCUGUUGACAGUUCACAGGUUUUUAACAGUUAUUCAAAACAAGCCCCGCAGUUCAUCCGUUUUACUUAUUUAUUUAAUUAGUAUCAUCGACUCUCUGUGUGGGUCCAAUCGAGUAUGAGGAGCUGCAAUUGUCAUCGGUAAACAGGACAUGCAAGCCUUUAUUGCUACCAUGCAAUAACCAAAUGUGUACUGGUGUCAAUUAUAAAAAAAUAUACAUAUAUUUUAGAAGAUCGCCAAUGUUUUUAGUACCAUUUAUCGCUUGCGCUACAAAUGAACGCCAACCAAAAUUCGUGAAAAAGGAAUUUCUACGUUUUAUCACCUAUCUGCCGACUGUUAGCGGAUAAUCCGAUUACUAAACAAAAAACGGAACAAAAAGGAUCGACUUGAUGGCUUUGGACAAUUGUACUUUUAUUUCGGAAAAAGAUAGCUCUUUUUUAAAAAUCUUUUUAAAUAGACAAUGAUACUAAAAUUUCAAGCAUAAAAUGUGAGAGGGCGCAAGAUGAAAUUUUAGGUUUUAGUGCUAAUUUUUGAUACAUCUUUACCUAUAACCUUCGAAUCAGUAAAAACAUGUGUAAACUGGGAUGCCAGAUCGAGAGAAAUGAGACGAUCGAAUUUCCUCAUUUUGAAUUACCUAAUUACCUUGUGCUGCAUUUCCGUUCCCUUUCAAAAGUUAAGUAGCUUUGUCCUCGUGAUUUUUUCCAUUUUUAUCGUUAACAAUUACUGAUAUAAACACCCCUUGAGCGGGUUUGUCAACGGCCUAUGAAAAAAUCUAAUACUGAGCGCCGAGUGUACCUAUAAUUCAGUUGGUAACAAUAUUUGGAAGAAAAUGACAAAUAUCUUUCUGGAAAAGAUGUUAAACAAUGUAAGAAAUAGCUUAGUAGCAGCUGUCGUUGGCUUGGCCUUCAGGCGUUCAGAUUGGCGGAAGUAAGCGAAAUUUGCCCUAUUCAUGCGUCAUUUGGCAACAGCCACGCUUAGUUGACACUUGAGUUGUCGAACUUAUUUUAGCAAAAUAAAAAUAGUCUGCUCAUUAACUUCAAUUUGAAUGGAUGACUUUGAAAGUGGGCUCUUUGGCACCAUAUCCGGGCAAUGUUCUUCAUCUCUGCGGCAGGGCUCGUGUCGAUAAAGCCCCAAGCAUUGUUUGUUACCUAAUAUUCAAUAGCUUGUGGUACAGGGCGGGGGAUCAAACAACUGUCCUCAUCACGCCAGUGGUCGGAUCUCUUUAAUCCUUUAAUAAAAUAAAGAAAAUACCUCUUGGGAAGUACAAGAAAGCAAAGAGGAUGAAACUGUACAGAGAUAAUCCAGUUAAACACUACCUUUGUUACAACAGUUGUACAGUCGCAAGAUAUGACGAAAUGUACCAUCCAACUUACAUCGACGCUGAUACGACAAAAAUGCUGAAGAAUCGCCCUUGAACAAGGAGCAUCAUAUUUUUAAAAUGGCAAAGUACAGUACACACAGUUUCAAUUAGAGUUUAAUUAAAUUACCGUCAUCACGAAAUAAGCCUUGACUUUUUGCAAGUUUUAAAAGCGCUUUCUUUAAUCCUUCAAAGAUGUUAUGCGAAAAAAAGUUAAUCGAUUGUACAACGGCAACUUGUGUCUUCAUAAGGGUACAAUUUUUAACUUUUAACUAUUCUAAGCUAAUGAUGUAAAUAAAAAAAAAAAAGAAAAAUUAUUAAGCAUGGAAAUAAUAUCUCAAACCGCAGAAAAAAAUUUUAGAACAAUUCCGCAUUUCGCCGCGCGAAUUCCACCAAGUUAACAAAAAAAGAAAAAAGGCCUCCCUCCCCCCCCCCCCCCCCCCAUUUAAUGUUGCUGGAAGAGGGGAGACGUCGGUGGAGGACGGCAUUUAUUUAGUCAUAGUUUUAUUUCGUAAGGGUUAAAAGGAAAAAAGUAGGUAUCUUUCAAAGUUGAUUCUCCAAGAAUUUUGACCGAAUUUGUAGUUAGAAAUAUUAUAAUUGCAUUUAAAAAGGUUCUCCCCAAUCAAAAGUGUGGCAUGAUACGUGUGACGUACGUCACAAAUAGUUAAAUAGCCAUGGCCCCUCACGGUUCAAGGCUCAAACUCCCGGCUUUCUUUCGGGGAAAUUCAGUACUUAAAACAAAGCAGAAAAACCUGAUCUUAAAGCAUAGCUAGGGACCAGGCACCUAACCGCUUAACGCUCGUGUUACGUUUUCAAAAGGGGUUGGAAAGGAUCAGCCCAGGGGUCUAGGCCCGAGGGGGGGGGGGGAACUUAACAAAUGCUUAUACGGGGAAGCUCUGCCCCAAGGUCCAACCCCUUCCUCUUUAAUAUACCAUUUUUCACGAAAAAGGUACCCCUUUCUUAUACCUUCUAUUGAAAAAUGGUACCCCUUUCAGAUACCUCGCUUUUUUUUUUUGGCCACACAAUAAUUACAAAAAAUAUAGGAAAAGAAGAAAAAAAGAAGUGGCGAGGAGACCUAACAGAAAAUAUAGGAGCUUAUGAGAGGUUAGGCCUCUAGGCCCUGCUUAGAACUUUGCAUCCCUUUUAACGGCUGUAAAUGCACUGUUUUUUAAAUAGGAAUCAAUCACAAAAAUAGAACGUUUUUUUGCCUUUAUAAAGCCAUACAAUUUAUUUGUUACUCCUGUGGACCUAUUCAAAGACCCAAACGACAGAUUUCCCUACCCUUUUAUAUACUUGAACUAGUGAAACCCCUACCCUUUCAUAUACGUGAAGCCUGAAAAAGGUAUGGCCCCUUUCGGGCGGAGCCUCCCCGUAUAGGCCAUCAUAGGGAGUAUCCCCCGGGGUCUAGGUUGCUGUUAAGGUUGGCUUUUCGAGGAAGGGGGAGGUGGGGACGGAGGGGGGAGAUGAAGCGAAUCCUGUGUUCUGAUUGGCUACCCGUGCGCGGGUGAACAAGCUUGUUCGGUCAAGAUAACUUCGGGGUAAUUGGCAGUCUUGAAACGCAUAUCUUUUGCCUUUUCUGUGUAAAUUUUGUUUCAGCCAGGUGAGUGAGAUUUUUCCGAAGUAAGAAGUUUUAACUGGCCUGACUCUUAUGUUAAUUGUGUACUAAAAACCCAAGAACUAUCCAGGUGGCACAACACACAUCUGCUCUUCCUGUUUUUCCAAAUUUACCCAAACAUUGUUUUUCCUUGAUUUCCUGAUCACAUUUUUUUGCGUGUAAAUUAUCCUGAGGAACGCCUCUUUGACAGCUUGUUUUCACCCCAAAACAGACCUCACCCUGGUGCCCAUCUCUGUUGACAGUUCACAGGUUUUUAACAGUUAUUCAAAACAAGCCCCGCAGUUCAUCCGUUUUACUUAUUUAUUUAAUUAGUAUCAUCGACUCUCUGUGUGGGUCCAAUCGAGUAUCAGGAGCUGCAACUGUCAUCGGUAAACAGGGCAUGCAAUCCUUUAUUGCUACCAUGCAAUAACGAAAUAUGCACUUGUGUCAAUUAUAAAAAAAAUAUAAAUAUAUUUUAGAAGAUCGCUAAUGUUGUUAGUACCAUUUAUCGCUUAUGCUACAAGUGAACGCCAACCAAAAUUCGUGAAAAAAGAAUUUCGACGUUUUAUUACCUAUCUGCCGACUGUUAGCGGAUAAUCCGAUUACUUAAACGGAACAAAAAGGAUUGCCUUGAUGGCUUUGGACAAUUGUACUUUUAUUUCGGAAAAAGAUAGCUCUUUUUUUAAAAUCUUUUUAAAUAGAAAAUGAUACUAAAACUUCAAGUAUAAAAUAUGAGACGACGCAAGAGGAAAUUUUAGGUUUUAGUGGUAAUUUUGGAUACAUCUUUACCUAUAACCUUCGUAUCAUUAAACACAUGUGUAAACUGGGAUGCCAGAGAAAUGAAACGAAUUUCCUCAUUUUGAAUUACCUAAUUAUCUUGUCCUGCAUUUCCGUUCCCUUUCAAAAGUUAAGUAGCUUUGUCCUCGUGAUUUUUUUCCACUUUUAUCGUUAACAAUUACUGACACAAACACCCUUUGUGCGGGUUUGUCAACGGCCUACGAAAAAAUCUAAUACUGAGCGCCGAGUGUACCUUUAAUUCAGUUGGUAACAAUAUAUCUUUGGAAGAAAAUGACAAAUAUCUUUCUGGAAAAGGUGUUAAACAAUGUAAGAAAUUGCUUAGCAGCAGCUGUCGUUGGCUUGGACUUCAGGCGUUCAGAUUGGCGGUAGUAAGCGAAAUUUGUCCUAUUCGUGCGUUCCCUACUAUCUAUCAUUUGGCAACAGCCACGCUUAGCUGACACUUGAGUUGUCGAACUCAUUUUAGCAAAAUAAAAAUAGUCUGCUCAUUAACUUCAAUUUGAAUGGAUGACUUUGAAAGUGUGCUCUUUGGCACCAUAUCCGGACAAUGUUCUUUAUCUCUGCGGCAGGGCUCUUGUCGAUAAAGCUCCAAGCAUUUGUUUGUUACCUAAUAUUCAAUAGUUUGUGGUACAGGGCGGGGGAUCAAACAAUUGUCCUCAUCACGCCAGUGGUCGGAUCUCUUUAAUCCCUUAAUAAAAUAAAGAAAAUACCUCUUGGGAAGUACAAGAAAGCACAGAGGAUGAAACUGUACAGAGAUAAUCCAGUUAAACAUUACCUUUGUUACUACAGUUGCACAGUCGCAAGAUAUGAGGAAAUGUACCAUCCAACUUACAUCUACGCUGAUACGACAAAAAUGCUUAAGAAUCGCCCUUGAACAAGGAGCAUCAUAUUUUUAAAAUGGCAAAGUACAGUACACACAGUUUCAAUUAGAGUUUAAUUAAAUUACCGUCAUCACGAAAUAAGCCUUGGGAAAAACGUUCAAAAUUUUCGCGAAAGAAAUUAGGAAGUUUCUACAAUACGCUUUUUUUCAAUUAGCUAACAUGUUGCCGUUGAACACAGAAGUAUUCCCAUGUUAAAAAUUGAAAAUUGAUAAGAUUCGAUACUAAACAACACAAAAACCAUUGUCUGUUAAAUCCAGUACAUUGCUAGCCACGUUUAAGUUCGGAUCAUUGGUUUCAUCAAAAUUUUAUUAAAUAUCCCUUUCCACAUACAAAUCCAUAUACAAAUUUUCCAGAUUGACCUUCACACUUUUCCUAGAACUAGUAUGAUAAUUUCAUACCCGGGCAGAGCAUUUUCUCUUUUUUGAUCAUCAGUUUAUUUCGGUAUUCUCAUAUCUUUUUCUGUGGGCUAGGUAUGGAUAUUAUUAGGAGAAAAUUGAUGCUGGUCACCAUUAGCACCUAACGGGUCAAACCGUGGUGUAGUAAGUAGGACACACUUAGUGGAAAUGACUGAACGCGUCUAAGCACAGCAAUGCUUACUGAAAGGAAUUUUUAGAAAAUUUACUGGGAUGAGAACGGAAAGGUUUCCACAUGUGUUUCUAAUUGAGGUCAAGAUACCCCUCAUUAAAUUGAUAAGCAAAUCUCUUUAUGCCCAAUGAGAAGUGUCUUAUCAGGGCUCUCUAACUCUCAUAACAGAGAGGAACAAUUCGUGAUCUUUUAAACAACUAAUUUGAUUUCCGAAAUCGCUUCAUUUUAUUUAAAAAAGCAUGAAGGCACGCAUAAAAAUGCGUGGCAAAAAUUAGCUAUUCUCGCCGGCGAAAUUUCGUUUCUUCAAUUGAAAGUGCUUCUUAGCGUCGAGAUCAACAUGGAUUAUUCUCAGAACCUUAGAGAACGAACCAAUUUCUCGUCGGCAGAACUCAAAGUUGGAAAUCAGUCAGUUAAAUUUCACCAAAUUCUUAGUUCUAGACAACGCGUUUUUUCUUGCAAGAUAUUUUUAAAAAGGUAGUACCACGUAAAAGAGGUACUGUAUUAAUUUGAAUUGGCACACCGCAUUGAUAAUUCAUUGAUAAGUCACUUAGCCUAUCUCCAUGAGAGUAAGCCUAUUUCUCUCCAGGGAAAUCUGAAGCUUUUUUUAAAAGAUCGGCAAUGUUCAAGUAACAUUUUUCCGCUAAUGAACAUACCUCCGCCAUUUACAGUGUUGUUAGAUAUAGCUGACAUUGCCAUUUUAAAGUUUCCAAACAAUGACAGGAAAUAGAAUAUAAUCGCAGACCAUCUUUAUAAAGAUGUCAUCAAGCAUCAUUGUUGUGUUACAUUCCUUAGUUCUAAUCUUCUUUUGCGGUUUUCAAUUAGCGUCGUCACUUAAGAGAUUGUUGCACUCCAAAGGGCGGAUUAAGACCUGUUAAUUCAGUCUUUUUCUCCGUCCAUUUUCUCUCCGCCAAAGACAGCCAAAAUCAAAAUUAAAGGAAAAUGUCAGAUAAUAAAAAGUACCGUGUGAAAGAAGGUGCCAAUGAAGUUUCAUUUAAAAAAGGCUAGUCACAUUAUGGCUUUACCUUAGGGCUAAAAAUUACAUGUGUCCUUGAUUGAUCCAGCGGUACAAGCCGGGGGUACAAACUGAUUUUACAACUUUGUACUGCCACAAUGUUGAUAUUACAAAUGAGAAUUCCAGACGAACGCGAUUCAAAUUUCAUCAGUACUGUAGGUCAAAUAUAUUAGAAAAUAGCCAGGGUUAAUUUAUAAAUCCAGUUUGCAAUGAAUUCCUCUCAUGCUCAGCUCAUUGAUCGUAUCCAGUUGCGCGAUAUCUAUACUGAUAAUCUUGAAUGCUUCAAUUUGAAGAUGGCUUCGAUUUGAAUGCAAUAUGUUUGUUUACCAAAGAAUGAUGUUUCGUGUAACACGUUGUUCCUUAGAAGGACGACUGUCCUUUGUCCAACUCUGUCCUAGUUAGUCAUAUCAGAAAGAAAUCUUCGAUGUUUAUUUUAGCUACAUAUGCGAUAACGUCCUUGACACAUAGUUAACGCUAACUAAUAUAGAACCAUUUCGGUUACGUGGAAAUACUUCAACUCUUUAUACUUUAUUCCUUGAGAGACAGUACAAAUGUUGAAGCAAGUGCUCAAUUUUUCAUUCCGUGUCUUUGAUUGGAAAUUAAAUUAGUCAGUGAGCAGUCAAUAUCUGACCCCUUUUUACCCUUGAGUGCAAGGUUUCAGACACUUCUCGGAACCCCUUGUUAAGUGAUACUGUCUCGGAAUUUAAUUAGUGUCAGAGGAAGGACUUUAUCGCAUGAAUACGUCUUUCUCGCAUUAUAAGCAUUUCACGGCAGGCCGACACCGUCGAUUUCUCUCUCUUGGUUUUCGGCUUUUAGAGGGGAUAUAGACAGUUUAAAGGUGCAAAACCCAUUUGCUCGACACACCAUUGCCAAGAAGUACUCAAGAAGGUAAGCAAAGUUGACGUUAUGACGUUGAAUGGCGGAUGUUCAAUUAGGCAUUAGAGAAAGAAGUAGUAGCACUGUUCGUGAUCUCGCUAGCUGAAAACUUAAGUUCAUAAAGGCGAACCAUAUAUCAACACUUUUCGCUGUUUUUUGAAUAGUUUAAGUACAGUAAUGAGUAACUGUAAUCCUUUGUCAGUUGUAGUUCUCAUAAUGGCUGGUAUUAGCAGUCUUCAAGAGAUUUAUACUGAAGAACAGAAUAAGAGGAAUCGCUAGGGACUCUUUGGAGUCACCGUUUACGUCUCAAAAUUGGAGCAUUUCAUAUCAAAAGUGUUGCUGUUAGUGUUAGUGUGCUGUUGUUUAAGGUUUUAAAUCAAGUAGCCUACUUUGACAGUUAUUCCUGUGCAAAAAAUCAGUUCAAUAAAUAUGCAACCAUGAUCUUUGUCGCCGCGAUCACACCCUAGAACGGCCUCGAAAAAUUCCAAGCAAAAUCAUAUCUUAAAUUACAUUUUUAUUUAACCGCAAAAACCGCUCAGUAGCUCGUUGAUUAAAAUGAGAUUUCAUCCGCAAGGUCAUAAGUUAGAGAAAUCUUGUACGGAACAUUGAACGACACGACUGAGAUGUAGCGCUAGGAAUCCUCUAGUUGAAAUGCCCCACUUAAAGACUGCACUUUCAAAUCCCUUAGUAAAACAAUGAUGUUCAGAAUAAUGAUUGCUCAUAUUCGAAACAACAGAUGCUGUUGCUGCUACUUCUUACACAUUGAAUAUAUCUAGCUAUUACUGCUUUGAGGUUUUCGCUUCAUCAACUGUCAUAAUAUUUCACGGACAGACUCUAAAGCUAGAAAUAUAUAAACUUGAACUACCUUGUACAGCAUAAUAAACAGUACCACAGGAAAGUGCUGCUCAGUAGCUUUCAUUUGAAUGGUCACACUUUACGAUUUCAUCCACAGACUCAAAAGUUAGAACCACCUUGUGCAGCUUAAUAAACAGUACCACAGGAAAGUGCUGCUCAGAAGCUUUCAUUUGAAUGGUCACACUUUACGAUUUCACCCACAGACUCAAAAGUUAGAACCACCUUGUGCAGCUUAAUAAACAGUACCACAGGAAAGUACUCUUCAGUAGCUUUCAUUUGAAUGGUCACACUUUAGGAUUUCAUCCACAGGCACAAAAGUUAGAACUACCUUGUACAGCAUAAUAAACAGUACCACGGGAAAGUACUGUUCAGUAGCUUUCAUUUGAAUGGUCACACUUUAGGAUUUCAUCCACAGGCACAAAAGUUAGAACCACCUUGUGCAGCUUAAUAAACAGUACCACAGGAAAGUACUCUUCAGUAGCUUUCAUUUGAAUGGUCACACUUUAGGAUUUCAUCCACAGGCACAAAAGUUAGAACUACCUUGUACAGUAUAAUAAACAGUACCACGGGAAAGUACUGUUCAGUAGCUUUCAUUUGAAUGGUCACACUUUAGGAUUUCAUCCACAGGCACAAAAGUUAGAACCACCUUGUGCAGCUUAAUAAACAGUACCACAGGAAAGUACUCUUCAGUAGCUUUCAUUUGAAUGGUCACACUUUAGGAUUUCAUCCACAGGCACAAAAGUUAGAACUACCUUGUACAGUAUAAUAAACAGUACCACAGGAAAGUACUGUUCAGUAGCUUUCAUUUGAAUGGUCACACUUUAGGAUUUCAUCCACAGGCACAAAAGUUAGAACCACCUUGUGCAGCUUAAUAAACAGUACCACAGGAAAGUACUCUUCAGUAGCUUUCAUUUGAAUGGUCACACUUUAGGAUUUCAUCCACAGGCACAAAAGUUAGAACUACCUUGUACAGUAUAAUAAACAGUACCACAGGAAAGUACUGUUCAGUAGCUUUCAUUUGAAUGGUCACACUUUAGGAUUUCAUCCACAGGCACAAAAGUUAGAACUACCUUGUACAGUAUAAUAAACAGUACCACAGGAAAGUACUGUUCAGUAGCUUUCAUUUGAAUGGUCACACUUUACGAUUUCACCCACAGACUCAAAAGUUAGAACUACCUUGUACAGUAUAAUAGACAGGUACCAUAGGAAAGUAUUGCUCGAUCAGUAGCUUUAUUUCAAUGGUCACACCGAGUAUUUCAUCCAAAAACUCAAAGUUUAGGACCAAAUUACCAAGCCUUACAGGAACGUACUGCUCGGAGUAGUUUGAGCGGUAACUCACGUGUAACUCUAAAGGAUUUCAUCCACAGACUCAAAGUGAUUCCUUAGCUGUACAACAUCUUUCUCCUCCGCAGAGGCCUCUUUGUAUUGUGGCGAGGCUGGGGAGAAAAAAAAGAGAGCGCGCGGGAAUGCGCGCUUUCUAUUUUUUCGAUUAUUAUAUUUUGAUGGGGAUACCCAGCGGGAGCCUCUGCGGAGGAGAGAGGUACAACAUAAAAAAGAAUCACAGUGAAGUCCCAAUCAGUUGCUUUUGUAUCACAAUGGUCAGAGAUUUUUCUAAAAAAUCUUUGGUCCUUAGUUCUUAUGUUGUUUGUUAAAAAAAGUAAGUCAAAAACAGAAAAAAAUAGAAAAAUCAAAUGAAGUCUAGCAGAGCUAGUGAACUCGUACUUGACUGGCGUAUUGCUGUGCUUGCGUACUCAAGAUAGGAAGGCGGUUAAUGAGAUAGUCUGCGCCAGACUUUUCAAGACAUGAUGAUUAUUUGAUCAAGCACAGUCAUAUUUAGUAGAUUUUGCAGGCGCAAAUCAUGCAAGCACAAGUGUCCAAUAGGAAAGCAGUAUUCCACGCAUGUCAAGUUAAAAAAACAGUUUUGCUAGAACAAGCUCGAUAGCGCAAACAGAUUUCAAGAGUGCACAUUUUUAGAUGAAGGUAAAUGUUCAUUUAGAUAAAUUACUCAGCUUUAAACAUUAAUCUUGCAGGCGGAAGCGUUUAACCCUGCUGAGGAGGAAUUUAAGACAAAAAAAGGUGUCACGUGCAUUAUAAUGGGCCCUAUUUGUUUGCGAAGAUCUCGAAGGAACUAUGUUAUGGUGUGAAACUGAGAAUGAUGAUGUCCGUAACUGAGGUAGGCAAAUAUUUCAUUUAAGAUCACCUUUCGCAAAUGCUCUACGCAAUCUAUAAUUUCUGUAAUUUUUACAACUGACAAUACUGAUGAGGUCGGAAAGUCUCACGUCCUACUGUCUUCUCUUUUUAAAAAGGAUUUGAUCUCACCAGUUAUUGUGUAACGAAAACGUUUUAUGUGCUUCGUAUAAGUUGUCGAUUUUUCUGGUUUAGCGGAAUGAGGUUUUAUAUUCUAAUCACACUGAAACGAUUAUAAAAUAUUUUGUAAGUAAUCUGAAUAAUCACAACACAAAGAAUAGGAGCGGGCAUCUCCUUUAUUGAUGAAGCGAGCGUAGAGCGUUACAAAAAACAGGGUUACAGUUUUACAAACUCAACAAAAUUAGGGUUGAAAGAGUUGCCUCGAAUGGCUCUUGCAUAGCUUAACAAACCUUAAAUAGUGUCCUAGCCCCUCGAGACACCUUACAAGCACGCCUUAAAUACUUCUGCAGUAUUACGCAACCUAAUAUACUUACUCUUGUGAAACUAACAAAACGUUACAAAAUGUAUGUUUUCGCACCCCUUUCGAAUAAUCAAUAUGGAUGUAUGGGGAUAUUUGGAGUGAGUUACCAACUGAUACAACCAAGAAUAACAUAGAAUUAGUGAAAUGAUCACUGCCAAAGGUUAUUAACGGUUGCAAAGAAACUUUUAAAACGGUUGCAAAGAAACUUUUCAAUUUAUUCAAGACCGACAUUGGUUACUACGAAAGAUUCUUUCGACCGCCGGCGUAACAACGUAAUUAUUCUGGUUAAGUUAAUCAGCGAAUAAGGCAUGUCGAAGUUCACUUAAUUUCGUUUCCAAAAGCAGAUAAAAAAAUAAUUCAGCGGCUGGGCAGAAAGGGGAAAAAGACUUUCAAAAGGUGUUUUAAAACAUACCCAGUAUCCGCCACUGUUUGUCAUCCAAAGAGUCCAAUUUUAUAGGCAUUCCGUUGCAGGUCAUCUAGAAAGCAAAUGUUAAUGCUGGGUUAAUUCCUCUUUAUAAGAUGAGUCAAGAUGAAGCAAGAAGAAAAAUACCAAAUUCAUUUCUGUUCAUAAAAUUACUAUACCAAGAGAGAUAAACAGCAUGCACCACCUUGAAGUAAAGCUCAAAAACCUUCAUUAAUGCGCACACUUUCGAGUUUAAUCCAGGGCCUCGAAAGUGACCACUUUGUAAAGCGUAUGCAGUACAAAAACAGUAUAAUACUGGUUUGCACGUGACAUCACGGCGGCCAUGCUAGUGAUCAAGAACAAAAGCAUCUCUCUCUGGGAACUAAACGCUAUUUUCAUGUAAAUUCCUCGAGAAAAAAUUCUGUUGUUUUGACCCGAAAAUAGGCAUGGCCGCCUUGUCACGUGGUUGCAAACUAAGAAUUACUAAAUAACGUCAUUUGAAGGGGUUCUAAACACAAACAAAACCCUUGGAGCCAUCUUGUACAGCAUUACUUGUUUUGACCCGAAAAUAGGCAUGGCCGCCUUGUCACGUGGUUGCAAACUAAGAAUUACUAAAUAACGUCAUUUGAAGGGGUUCUAAACACAAAAAAACCCUUGGAGCCAUCUUGUACAGCAUUACUUAUCAACAGCUCGUUAGCGUUUAUUUGAAUUCGAAGGUAGCACUUUAGAAUUUCACCCAGAACAACAUAAUAAACAGUACCUUGAACAGAUAAUAAACAGUACCACAGGAAAUAAGUACUGCUCGAGUACUGCUCAGUAACUUCUACUCAGUAAAAGAGUAACUCAAUUAAAUGGUCCUAUUUUAGAUUUUCAUUCAGAUGGAAAAGUUAGAAUCACUGCUCAGCAGCUUUCAUUUGAAUCAUCAUUAGAGAUUUCAUUCGCAGAUUCAAUAUUUAGAACCACGUUGAAUGGCCAGCGUCGUCGACAAAACCUGGAUUGGAUAAACCCGUGUAUAAGGCGUUUUCAAAUGACGUCACUGCGGCCAUUUUGGUGUUCCAAAUCAAUCCUGUGGGAGUUGAACUCUUUUCUUAUGUUAACGCUUUUCUUGUUUCAGUAAAUUUGCUUAGAUGCUGCCCACGUGAGUGAAAACGCUCUAUACACAAAAGUUAGAACCACCUUGUGCAGCUUAAUAAACAGUACCACAGGAAAGUACUCUUCAGUAGCUUUCAUUUGAAUGGUCACACUUUAGGAUUUCAUCCACAGGCACAAAAGUUAGAACUACCUUGUACAGUAUAAUAAACAGUACCACAGGAAAGUACUGUUCAGUAGCUUUCAUUUGAAUGGUCACACUUUACGAUUUCACCCACAGACUCAAAAGUUAGAACUACCUUGUACAGUAUAAUAGACAGGUACCAUAGGAAAGUAUUGCUCGAUCAGUAGCUUUAUUUCAAUGGUCACACCGAGUAUUUCAUCCAAAAACUCAAAGUUUAGGACCAAAUUACCAAGCCUUACAGGAACGUACUGCUCGGAGUAGUUUGAGCGGUAACUCACGUGUAACUCUAAAGGAUUUCAUCCACAGACUCAAAGUGAUUCCUUAGCUGUACAACAUCUUUCUCCUCCGCAGAGGCCUCUUUGUAUUGUGGCGAGGCUGGGGAGAAAAAAAAGAGAGCGCGCGGGAAUGCGCGCUUUCUAUUUUUUCGAUUAUUAUAUUUUGAUGGGGAUACCCAGCGGGAGCCUCUGCGGAGGAGAGAGGUACAACAUAAAAAAGAAUCACAGUGAAGUCCCAAUCAGUUGCUUUUGUAUCACAAUGGUCAGAGAUUUUUCUAAAAAAUCUUUGGUCCUUAGUUCUUAUGUUGUUUGUUAAAAAAAGUAAGUCAAAAACAGAAAAAAAUAGAAAAAUCAAAUGAAGUCUAGCAGAGCUAGUGAACUCGUACUUGACUGGCGUAUUGCUGUGCUUGCGUACUCAAGAUAGGAAGGCGGUUAAUGAGAUAGUCUGCGCCAGACUUUUCAAGACAUGAUGAUUAUUUGAUCAAGCACAGUCAUAUUUAGUAGAUUUUGCAGGCGCAAAUCAUGCAAGCACAAGUGUCCAAUAGGAAAGCAGUAUUCCACGCAUGUCAAGUUAAAAAAACAGUUUUGCUAGAACAAGCUCGAUAGCGCAAACAGAUUUCAAGAGUGCACAUUUUUAGAUGAAGGUAAAUGUUCAUUUAGAUAAAUUACUCAGCUUUAAACAUUAAUCUUGCAGGCGGAAGCGUUUAACCCUGCUGAGGAGGAAUUUAAGACAAAAAAAGGUGUCACGUGCAUUAUAAUGGGCCCUAUUUGUUUGCGAAGAUCUCGAAGGAACUAUGUUAUGGUGUGAAACUGAGAAUGAUGAUGUCCGUAACUGAGGUAGGCAAAUAUUUCAUUUAAGAUCACCUUUCGCAAAUGCUCUACGCAAUCUAUAAUUUCUGUAAUUUUUACAACUGACAAUACUGAUGAGGUCGGAAAGUCUCACGUCCUACUGUCUUCUCUUUUUAAAAAGGAUUUGAUCUCACCAGUUAUUGUGUAACGAAAACGUUUUAUGUGCUUCGUAUAAGUUGUCGAUUUUUCUGGUUUAGCGGAAUGAGGUUUUAUAUUCUAAUCACACUGAAACGAUUAUAAAAUAUUUUGUAAGUAAUCUGAAUAAUCACAACACAAAGAAUAGGAGCGGGCAUCUCCUUUAUUGAUGAAGCGAGCGUAGAGCGUUACAAAAAACAGGGUUACAGUUUUACAAACUCAACAAAAUUAGGGUUGAAAGAGUUGCCUCGAAUGGCUCUUGCAUAGCUUAACAAACCUUAAAUAGUGUCCUAGCCCCUCGAGACACCUUACAAGCACGCCUUAAAUACUUCUGCAGUAUUACGCAACCUAAUAUACUUACUCUUGUGAAACUAACAAAACGUUACAAAAUGUAUGUUUUCGCACCCCUUUCGAAUAAUCAAUAUGGAUGUAUGGGGAUAUUUGGAGUGAGUUACCAACUGAUACAACCAAGAAUAACAUAGAAUUAGUGAAAUGAUCACUGCCAAAGGUUAUUAACGGUUGCAAAGAAACUUUUAAAACGGUUGCAAAGAAACUUUUCAAUUUAUUCAAGACCGACAUUGGUUACUACGAAAGAUUCUUUCGACCGCCGGCGUAACAACGUAAUUAUUCUGGUUAAGUUAAUCAGCGAAUAAGGCAUGUCGAAGUUCACUUAAUUUCGUUUCCAAAAGCAGAUAAAAAAAUAAUUCAGCGGCUGGGCAGAAAGGGGAAAAAGACUUUCAAAAGGUGUUUUAAAACAUACCCAGUAUCCGCCACUGUUUGUCAUCCAAAGAGUCCAAUUUCACAGGCACUCCGUUGCAGGUCAUCUAGAAAGCAAAUGUUAAUGCUGGGUUAAUUCCUCUUUAUAAGAUGAGUCAAGAUGAAGCAAGAAGAAAAAAACAAAAUUCAUUUCUGUUCAUAAAAUUACUGUACCAAGAGAUAAACAGCAUGCACCUCCUUGAAGUAAAGCUCAAAAACCUUCAUUAAUGCGCACACUUUCGAGUUUAAUCCAGGGCCCCGAAAGUGACCACCUUGUAAAGCGUAUACAGUACAAAAACAGUAUAAUGCUGGUUUGCACGUGACAUCACGGCGGCCAUGCUAGUGAUCAAGAACAAAAGCAUCUCUCUCUCUGAGAACUAAACGCUAUUUUCAUGUAAAUUCCUCGAGAAAAAAUUCUAUUGUUUUGACCCGAAAAUAGGCAUGGCCGCCUUGUCACGUGGUUGCAAACUAAGAAUUACUAAAUAACGUCAUUUGAAGGGGUUCUAAACACAAACAAAACCCUUGGAGCCAUCUUGUACAGCAUUAAUUAUCAACAGCUCGUUAGCGUUUAUUUGAAUUCGAAGGUAGCACUUUAGAAUUUCACCCAGAACAACAUCAUAAACAGUACCUUGAACAGAUAAUAAACAGUACCACAGGAAAUAAGUACUGCUCGCGUACUGCUCAGUAACUUCUACUCAGUAAAAGAGUAACUCAAUUAAAUGGUCACAUUUUAGAUUUUCAUUCAGAUGGAAAAGUUAGAAUCACUGCUCAGUAGCUUUCAUUUGAAUUAUCAUUAGAGAUUUCAUUCGCAGAUUCAAUAUUUAGAACCACGUUGAAUGGCCAGCGUCGUCGACAAAACCUGGAUUGGAUAAACCCAUGUAUAAAGCGUUUUCCAAGUGACGUCACUGCGGCCAUUUUGGUGUUCCAAAUCAAUCCUGUGGGAGUUGAACUCUUUUCUUAUGUUAACGCUUUUCUUGUUUCAGUAAAUUUGCUUAGAUGCUGCCCACGUGAGUGAAAACGCUCUAUACACUAUCCCUUACCUUUUGCUAUUGAUUGACUUAAAGGGGUUAAACACAGCCUGGGUUUAAUCCCUUCAAGUCACAUAAUACCAAAAGGUUAGGAAUGGUGUAUAGAGCGUUUGUCCCCUAACAUUGAGUGCCAAAGGAAAGUACUGCUAGGCAGCAGCGUAAUUUUUAGGGCGGUACUUAUUGAUUCGCCAUAACAUAGGGUAACACACAUGAGCCAGCUAGGAUGACUGGAAGGCGCACAAAAAACACUUUUUCAUCAGGGGCCCGUUUCUCGAAAGUCCCGAUAAUUAACGGGCCCGGUAAGCUGUCUCCGUUUACAUUUAAGAUCGAGGUAUCAAUAGUUUUGCAUCUAGCAUGAUAAAACUAUCAGUUAGUGAAACAAAAUGGAGUAGUCUGCUAGCCAGGACCAGCGCUCUUAUUCUUUAUAUUUCGAUUUGAAAAUUUGAUUUCGGGUCCGAAAAGUUACCGGGACUUUCGAGAAACGGGCCUCAGGCCUUCUUACACGUUAGAAAACUUAAUACAACAACAGAAAGAGAUAUCUUGGCAUAAACAAUAACGAUAAUGUUUUGUCAGCGAGACUGGUUUUAAUUAAUGUUUUCGUCUGCAGGUAAACUGUGGAUUUCCAAGCUAUCCAGUGCGGUCACUUACCUCAGUGACAGAGUUGGGUGUAAACCUUCAACACCUGCCUAUCAACAGGGCAACGAAGGAUGCUGAAUGGCUCAAUCAAUCAGUGCAUCCUGGAUAUUAA